Messenger RNA from Glarea lozoyensis ATCC 20868, 2457 nucleotides. Its product is annotated as Ypt/Rab-GAP of gyp1p. The transcript has a single exon. The record is from RefSeq and is a predicted model, not a curated record. Bases 1 to 2457 code for a protein of 818 amino acids. Lineage: Eukaryota; Fungi; Ascomycota; Leotiomycetes; Helotiales; Helotiaceae.
AUGAGUCUGGCAUACGGUGUCAAUGGCGUCGACUCGUCUGGACAUUUGGAUGCUGAGCACUUACAUGUGAGGAGGCAGAGAAGCCAACAAAACUCACAGUUCAGCCUCUAUCCAGGCAAACCACUAGCAAGACCACCAACAGCACCAAACAGGAGCACCCCUCCGUCGCCCAUUUCACCAUCGUUCUUCGCAAAUAAUAGACCACACAGGCAGGAUUCCCUACCCAAUUCUGACCCUCGAGCUUACCACCAACGACCCUCGACCUCUCACACACCCUCACGCGAAGCCCCGCGCUCAAUUAACUCCUCCCCACAAACCCAGUCUUCUUCACCGAAUCCUUAUCCCUUACAAUCGAAUCAUGGGUUGCACAAAAAGCCUUCGGAAGCUUCUCGUUUGCGGGCUCUGAAUAAUGGGUAUAGGUCACAGUCACAAGAGGGGCGGAAGACACCUGAGGGAGUUGCGAAUUUCUCCCGACCUAGGACACCAAGUAUCAAAAGAACGGGAAGGAACGGUUCACCAAGGGCGACACAACAAGGCGUGUCCACAUUCUCUGGGAGUCAAUACAACGAGCAUGGCACCUUGAACGAGGCGUCUCCACCACGACAUAGAGGAUUGUCCGCGAGUUCGUCGAGAUCAAUUGCCAGCAAUCUUCCUUCAGUACCGCUACGACCAGCAGCUUCAAUCCCCGACUAUCAAGCAGCCGAGUCAAUUUACACCAGACAAAGAAACCUAAAUAACUCCGCAUACAGACCAGGAAGGGUUAUGAGUCGUCCGGAUAGCAAUUACUCUGCCCACCGGCGGGAUCCAAUGUUUCGAUCGGCCGCAAAUGAUAACGAGGAAGUUCGUGCGAGUUUUCGGUCUGCUCUAACGACCAAUUCAAGCUUUAUGGGCACAAUCGGAACGGAAAGAAGUAGCAUAAUGACGAAGAGUAGUUCGGCGACUUCAAUCUAUGGCAAAGACGAGGGUAUGAGUGUGGAUGAUGCAAUUGGCAUGUACGAGGGCGGUUUUCAAGAUUCUGGAACUGACGAGCCAUAUUUGAGGAGGCGGAUGAGUGUUGAAUCUCAGCAGAGGGGAAGGGGGUUGCGGUCAGACGAGAGCGGGAAUGAUUCAUUGAACGUGCCAACGGGACCACUGAUAAGGGACUCUCUUGCAAUGUUUCGAGCGAGCACGAUUGAUGCAUCCCCAGAUGAGAGUAGCGAGAAACCGAAAACUCUUGACGUCCAGGGCUCGUAUUUCACACCACAACCACCUAGCAGGCCAGCUACCCGAGCUGCGCCAACGACAUGGGAUGACACCCGGGAUCGUUAUGGAUUUAGGAAAAAUACACAACAUGUCCCGGUUGCACAAUUUGAGGCUUGGAACGGCCCAUAUAAUGAGCAUCUUGCGAGACGGCGGAAAAAGUGGGUAGCGCUCCUGAGGAGUGAUAAUCUGUCGACAGAUCACCCAGAAACAUUUCCAGCCAAGUCUGUGAAGGUCAAACGAUUUGUCCGGAAAGGGAUACCACCAGACUGGAGAGGAGCGGCUUGGUUCUUUUAUGCUGGUGGACCAGCGAUGCUAGAAAAACAUCCAGGUGUCUAUGCAGACCUUCUACAAAAGGCUCAUAAUGGCGAAGUUAGCGAAACAGAUAACGAGAUCAUUGAAAGAGAUUUGAAUCGAACGUUCCCGGACAAUAUCAAAUUCAAGCCGGAUCCCAUUCCUGGAGAGAUAGCACCAGACGCAGAAACUCCCAUCCUUCAAUCAUUACGAAACGUUCUUCAAGCAUUCUCAAUUUACAAUCCAAAGAUUGGAUACUGUCAGUCACUUAAUUUCCUGGCUGGCUUAUUACUCCUGUUCAUGGAUGAGGAAAAGUCUUUCUGGAUGCUCAAUGUUAUUACCCGUGUUUAUCUACCAGGCACCCACGAACUCAAUCUCGAAGGAGCUAAUGUUGACCUGGGUGUAUUGAUGAUAGCCAUUAAGGAUAUGAUGCCCGGAGUUUGGGCCAAAAUCGGCGGCGAGCUUGAUGGAACCGCAGGCAAUGGACGAGUCUCCAUGAGAUUACCACCAAUUACCCUAUGUACUACCGCUUGGUUCAUGUCAUGUUUUAUUGGCACUCUUCCUAUCGAAUCGACUCUUCGCGUUUGGGAUUCUUUCUUCUACGAGGGCAGCAAGACCCUGUUUCGAAUUGCACUUACCAUUUUCAAGCUCGGCGAGGCGGAAAUCAAAGCGGUCACUGAUCCAAUGGAGAUUUUCCAGGUUGUACAAACAAUACCAAGACGAUUGAUAGACGCAAACGUGUUACUGGAAGCAUGUUUCAAGAGAAGAAAUGGAUUUGGACAUCUCAGCCAGGAAACAAUUGAGAGAGGUCGAGCUCAGCGACGACAAGGUUAUGCGGAUGAAAGGGCGAAGGCUGCUGGGGAAAUCGCAACUACGAAUGUUAUUAGGAAGAAAACACUCUUGGGACGGAAAGAGAGGCAGUAA